AUGUUAGCAAGAUACGCUUCUAGACGAAUUUUCCAAGUGCGCCAAUUUUCUGGAUGCAAUUUUCCAGUGGUGACACUGCCGUCAAUUCUGCAACAACGUGAUUCUCCGACCCAUAAGAAAAUCAAUAGAAAUGUUUCAUCCGUGUCAGGGAUCCCAAGCUUAUCUUCUGGUCAGGAAAUGACUAUCGAUAACAUGGUAUCGUCCAUCUACGACCAUGUGUCCAAGUGCGGUCCGGAAAACUUUACUGAUGAGGAUAAGAAGAACAAAAUUCUUCAGCCACGUGCCAUCAGUGACAGCUAUCGAAAGUUUGUGAUUCCUCUCAGCACGGAUACUGUAAAGCAAAAGGAAUAUUUGAGUGCUAUGGGAAACGUUCGAAUUGGAAAGAUUCUGGAAGACCUGGAUCAUAUGGCUGUCCACGUGGCAUAUAUCCACAAUUCGGAAAACGGAUCACUAGAUGGACCUAUGACAUUGCCACGAACCAUUGUGACAGCUUCUGUGAAACGUGUCGAUUUCCAUAAGUAUGUUAACACAAAGAAGAAUAAAUCUAAAGAAUCGUUUCUCAGGGAAGAUAUUAACUCAUCGAGAGACAUUAUCAUUGAUGGACAAGUCACUUAUGCUGGAACGAGUAGCAUGCAAAUUUCGAUUCGCUUGUUCCAAAACGAUGAAAACGGAAACUUGGUUCAUAUUCUCAAGGCUGACUUCAUCAUGGUAUCUCGUGACCCGCUGGAUGGAACAAAGAAAAUUCGAGUGCAUGGUUUGGUGGCCAAAACUCCAGAUGAGGCAGAGACUAUAAAUCAAGCAAAAGAGCAUUUCAAAACGAUGAGCAACCGAGACGAGGAGCCAACAAACGACGAAUUCAGAUUGAUUCAUCGUAUGUACAACAAAUUGAUUGCCAGAAAUAUGGUUAAUGAUACUCCUGUUCUUGAAAAAUCCGAGAUUUGGAUGCACAAAACUAUGUUGUCAGUGACUGAAAUCUGUUUUCCUGAGUAUCAAAAUAUGUAUGGAAAGAUUUUUGGAGGAUUCCUGAUGCGGAAAGCUCUUGAGCUGGCAUACACAAAUGCUAAAAUGUACUGUAAGGGAAGAGUUGCCAUUCGCUCGAUGGACCACAUCGAGUUCGCGAAAGCUGUGGAAAUUGGUCAUGUACUUCAUUUUGACUCCUUCGUCACAUAUACCGAUCGAAAGUAUAUCCAAGUGAAAGUGGUUGCUUCGAUCUCCGAUCAGAAUAAGCUACCCGAACUUGCAAAGAUCAAUAAUCCGACGCUUGGACAAGAGGCUCGUGUGAACACAAACGUCUUCAAUUUCACUAUGGAAAGUGUGGACAAUCCAAAUAUCUUGACAGUUGUCCCCAAACAUUACGUUCAUGCAACUACGUAUCUUGAAGGAAGACGUCUUCUGAAUAACACUCUAAAGAGAAUCAUCAAUUGA
Molecule: messenger RNA, 1425 nt
Organism: Caenorhabditis briggsae
Lineage: Eukaryota; Metazoa; Nematoda; Chromadorea; Rhabditida; Rhabditidae
Exons: 6
Coding region: 1-1425 (474 amino acids)
Biological process (GO): acyl-CoA metabolic process
Cellular component (GO): mitochondrion
Molecular function (GO): fatty acyl-CoA hydrolase activity
Source: RefSeq, a predicted model, not a curated record